Daktulosphaira vitifoliae (grape phylloxera) is the source of this 5602-nucleotide messenger RNA. RefSeq lists its product as uncharacterized. Gene Ontology annotation, biological process: DNA integration. Lineage: Eukaryota; Metazoa; Arthropoda; Insecta; Hemiptera; Phylloxeridae. Gene Ontology annotation, molecular function: nucleic acid binding. Bases 3003 to 5243 code for a protein of 746 amino acids. The record is from RefSeq and is a predicted model, not a curated record. The transcript is spliced from 2 exons.
AAGUUAGUCUACCUUUGUAAAGCGCACCGCUCGCGUACAUAUAAUAUAUACAUAUCUAUUUUUUCGUCUUUUACGUUUUUAUUUAAUUUUAUUGAAAAUCUUUUAGUAAUAAGAGAUCAAGCCGAAACAUAUGGUCCUUCGCCCGGAACGUCUAGUGAAUAUCGGAAACGUGAAAGUGCGAAAAUUUGCGUAACGAAAGUGCGUUAUUAGGGUACGUGAGUUAAGCGUUGUAUGUGCGUGUUCGUAAAUAAUUCUAACGCAUCGAGUUCGAAAAGGGUUAAUUUCUGCCCAACGUAGUGCGUAGCAGCAACGAUUGCUAUACGCGGAAUAAAAUAAUAUUAUUAUAUAUUAUUAACGUAUUUUAAUUUAAAGUUCGUGUAAGUGCAUUAGAUAUCGUCAUAAGUAUUGUGAAACAAAUAUAGUUAAGUGUAAAAAACCCGUGCGCAAUAUUUAUAGUGUCGGCGUACAGCAGUUAUUGUGGUACUAUCGUUAUAGUUGUACUUUGCUCAAAUUACCACGAACGCUCUCUGACAGUUAAUAGAGCGUACAUAUAUAUAUAUAUAUAUAUAUUAGUAACGGUCAGCUGAGGCGGUUGGUUUCUUUUGGAACAAUUAUUUAUUAUCGGUAAAAACCAACAAAACAAAUUAUGCCUGAAGAUAAUCGCAAAAAUGAAGUUACGCGAUUAAGCAUAAAGAGAGGUCAAUUAAAAUCAGCAUUGACAAAAUUUUUAAAGUUUGUACAAGACGAAAAGUCGGACCUAAUUGAAAUUCGGCUUAGAAGAGAAAAAAUUGAGGAAGCAUGGAGCGAGUACGACCAAGUACAGUUGGAAAUCGACAUGCUAGAAGGGAUAAACGUAGAGGAACAGCAAAAUUAUAGAGCUGAUUUUGAAGACUCAUACUUUAAAGCCAGUACGAUUGCGGAGAAGAGGCUAUCUGAAUUGAGUAGGGUAGUCAGCAACGCGUCAGACGCUAUUGUAGGGAAUACGGCAGCAACAUCUUCAAUCGUAGCGACACCAACAGUAGCGGGUGCCAGCUAUUAGAUUAGCCCCGCUAGAUAUCCCAUCAUUUCAUGGCGACUAUAAGCAAUGGACAACAUUUUAUGAUAUUUUUUCGGCAUUAAUUCAUACCAACGACCAAUUGUCAGACAUACAAAAAUUUUUUUAUUUGAAAGCGGCUUUAAAAGACGAUGCCAAACAGGCUGUUAAUCGUUUGGAAAUCACGGCGUCAAAUUACGCAGUGGCAUGGCGGACAUUAAUUGAAAGAUAUAACAAUAAAAAAAGUCUAAUACAAGCCCAUGUAAAAGCGUUAUUUCACUUAGAGACGUUAACUGUAGAAUCAGCAAUUAAACUUCGAGCGUUUACAGAUUCAAUAAAAGGACACAUGCAAGCAUUAAGAACCCUUGAUCAAGAGCCAGAGUCGUGGAGUCCUAUGUUAACGUAUUUAGUAACCACCAAGUUAGAUAGAAGUUGUCUUCGAGCGUGGGAAACGGAAUCGGCUCAGGACUCUCUUCCUACAAUUAUCGAAUUGGUGGAAUUUUUAGAAAAACGGUUUAAAAUUUUAGAAGCGAUCGAAUCAUCUAAAGCCAUAAAUCAGAGAAACGCAACAGCACCGGCUACCCAUAGUCAAGAUGUCAGAAAAUCUAUGGUACGGAGCAAUGCUUAUGCGGUGACAAAUUCGGACAAAAAAUGCUUUAAUUGUCACUCAAAUCACUCGGUGUAUCGAUGUACUAGUCUUUUGGCCUUGUCCGUAGUUGAACGCAUUAAGCGCAUUAGUGAGCGCAAUUUAUGCAGGAAUUGUCUACAGGCACACCCUAAGAAAAUAUGUUUGGCUCGAGGCUGUUUUAAGUGUGGCAAGCCACAUAAUACACUUUUACACUUGAGUGCACGGACCGAUCAGUCAGAGUUCAACUCAGCAACAAACGUAACGGAAAAUUCGGAAAAUAGCGAGUCAGAACAAGUAGUUCAAAAUGAAUUAGCAACCGUUAGUGCACAUACUAGCUUACCGGCUGCUACGUCGAUAUUAUUACCAACCGCAGUUGUUUUGGUCAAGAGUAAUCGUGGUGAAUGGGAGCAAUAUCGCGUGUUACUGGAUUCUGCAUCACAAAGUAACUUUAUAACCGAACGUAUGGCACAGAUUUUGCGGUUACCGAAAACCCAUGUCGACCAAAGCGUCCAAGGAAUUGGUGGAAACGUACAAAGAAUUAAAUCGCGCGUAAUGGUUACAGCCAACUCCCGUUUAAAUGACUAUUCAGUAACAUUGUCAUGUUUAGUAGUUAAGAACAUUACGAGUAACCUACCAGGCAUCCGACUAAAUGAUAGCUGCGUGGUUCCGAAAGCUAUAGUCUUAGCGGAUCCGCGUUUCACCGUGCCACAGAAGAUUGACCUAUUAAUAGGAGCUGGUCAUUUCUAUGAUUUAAUGUCUGCAGGUAAAAUAAAGCCACGACCAGGCGGUCCUGUAUUUCAGGAAACAAAGUUCGGAUGGGUGGUUGCCGGUUCAUCGAAAAAUCAACUCAAUAGUAUAAAUCAACAAACGGCGGUUUUCCUCGCGGUGAAUGACAAUUAUAACCAAUCACUAGAAAAGGUAGCUGAAUGUGAAUUCAGUAAGUAUCCUGACGCGUGUCAAUCAUUAGUUAACGAUUUUUAUGUGGAUGAUUGGUUAGGCGGUGCAAUGAAACGGGCAGAGGCAAUAACAUUACGAGACAAUAUUAUUACCGUAACGAAAGGUGCCGGUCUACAUUUACGGAAAUGGGCAUCAAACGAUAAUAGGUAGUUUAUUACCUGCCGAACACAAUAAAGAUAGUGACGGUCCGCGUAUUAUCGAUAACGACACGACGAAAAUAUUAGGCCUGUGUUGGGAUCCGCCAUCGGAUUCAUUUAAGUAUACAUUAAGUGAAACAUAAUAAACAAUAACGAUAUAACAAAGCGAACAAUUUUAUCGAAUAUAGCUACAAUUUUUGAUCCCCUUGGUUUGCUCGGACCUGUGUUAGUUGUCGCAAAAAUUAUCAUGCAACGUUUGUGGUGCAUUCAACUCAGUUGGGACGAACUCGUUUCGGAGGAAGUCGCUGUAGAAUGGCGUAAUUAUAGUGCACAAUUAACAACAUUAAAUAAGUUCAGUAUUCCAAGAUAUAUACUAUGUGAAAAUAAAAUCGUUAAAUUACAGUUACACGGUUUUGCCGAUUCAUCUAUCAGAGCGUAUGGUGCAUGUGUUUACAUUAGAAGUACUGACGAAAACGGCCAGCACACGGUGCGUUUGCUACAAGCGAAGUCCAAGGUCGCGCCCAUAAAAACGAUAUCGCUGCCUCGACUAGAAUUGUGCGCAGCCCUAUUAUUAGCACGAAUGGUAAACGGAAUAGUGCCGAAGUUGAAAUGCAAAUUCGAGCGACAAUUUUAUUGGACCGAUUCGAGCGUAACCCUAGCUUGGAUUUCAUCUCCAUCUGCUAAAUGGAAAACGUUCGUGGCGCAUCGUGUUGGUGAAAUACAAGACAAAACGUCCAUAAAUGAUUGGCGUCAUGUCCGCUCGGAGGACAAUCCUGCUGAUUUAAUAUCACGUGGCUGUACUCCAAACGAAUUGCGAAUUAAUGCGAUGUGGUGGAACGGUCCCCAUUGGUUGAAGGAGGAGUACGAGAAAUGGCCGAAGUCAUGUGUACAAUACAGUAGUACAAAUAAUAUACCAGAAGCCAAAAAUACGAACGAAACAACAAUUACGACUGUUGCAUGCGUAGCGUACGAUAAAUGUUAUUCGUUGUUAUCUAGAAGGUCGUCGUUAUUAUUUAUCAUCAGAGUGACGGCGUAUUGCCUACGCUGGCGGUAUAACAUGAAUCGAGCAGUAGGUGAUAAAAAUAAUGGGCCGUUAACGGUAAACGAACUAGAUAUAGCAAAUACGACAAUCAUCAAAAUAAUUCAACGCGCACAUUUUCGGCAAGAAUUGAGAGAGUUAAAUAGUGCAAAUGCGAAUGUGUCAAAAAAAAGUAAACUACUGCGUCUUAGUCCAUAUAUUGAUGGGGAUAAUAUUAUACGCGUCGGAGGUCGUUUAAAAUACGCUAUGGCGUUAAAUGACAAUCAGAGACAUCAAAUUGUAUUGCCGGAUAACUGUCUUUACACAAAAUUAUUAUUCCGUAAAGAACACAUGGAUUUGAUGCACAGUGGACCUCAAGCCUUGGUGGCCUCUAUUAGGCAGCGCUACUGGCCUUUAAAGGCGCGAAGUUUGGCUCGUACUAUAAUACACAAUUGCGUUAAUUGUUUCAAACUGAAACCUCAAAUAGUACAACCGAUCAUGGGGAGUCUGCCUGGUUCACGGGUACAGAGUGUAAGAGCAUUUGCCAUAUGUGGUGUAGAUUUUGCGGGUCCAGUCAUGAUAAGAACGAGCUUGCGUCGUAAGGCACCAUGUAACAAAGGAUACAUCAGCAUAUUUGUAUGUUUCGCGACAAAGGCGAUACAUAUCGAACUCGUGAGCGAUUUGUCAACGAAGACAUUUUUACAGGCGUUGAACAGAUUUUUUGAUCGACGUGGCAAAAGUUCAAUAAUUUACAGUGAUAACGCCCGAAAUUUUGUGGGCAUGCGUCGGCAUUUAAAGGAGGUGUACGCACUUUUCCAGUCCCCAGAACAUCAGCGAUCCGUUUUCUCUCAUCUAGCGGACAAAGGAAUUGAGUGGCGAUUUAUACCACCCCGUGCGCCACAUUUCGGUGGACUUUGGGAGGCUGCGGUCAAAAGUAUGAAAAGUUUGCUAUAUCGCGUUUUAGGAGAAGCUCGGCUCACGUACGAAGAAUUAUUAACUGUACUAACGAGAGUGGAAGCGGUACUUAACUCGCGACCAAUAACUCCAGUAUCCUCUGAUCCGGCUGAUCUAACCUAUCUCACACCAGGUCAUUUUUUAAUUGGCGAUAUAAUGACUGCCAUACCGGAAAAGGACGAGACGACCACGCCUAUUACUCACUUAAAUAGGUGGAGAAUAGUCUCUCAUUACACCCAAGUACUUUGGAAACGGUGGCACCAAGAGUACUUAUCUCAACUACAGGAAAGAACCAAAUGGUCCAGCACGAAAGGGCCUAAGUUACAAAUUGGAACUAUUGUGUUGGUAAAAGAGACAAAUUUACCACCACUCAAAUGGCAAGCUGGGCGUGUAAUAGAAUUAUACUGUGACGAUGACAACGUGGCACGAUCAGCAAAGGUUCGUACUAACGUCGGCGAGUUUUCACGAGCGGUCAGGUUAUUAUGUCCGUUACCUUUUGAAGGCAACAGUUUGUAGCCAGUUUGUAAUUUAUUUAAAUUUCUUAUAAUUCGUAGUUAAUAUAUAUGUGACAUGUCCCGUGUGGGAUUAAUCAUUAAUUUUUCCAUAAUGAAUUUGUUUCUAAUGAUUAUUUGUAUAUUAAUUUUUUUUUGUAUUUAUGUAUUACCUUUUACGUUUUUAGUUGUUGCGAAAUUUGUUCCUAGAUUAUAGUUGUUUUUGUUAUCUUUUACUUUGAAACAAAUAUUUCAAGGCGGGCGGUGUGUUUAGGCCUACACAAUAAGUGUAGCUAUUUUUGUCUUAUCUUACCGUUGUUCGGCGGCUGCAUAGUUGUCCGGUUUUAAAGUUAGUCUACCUUUGUAAAGCGCACCGCUCGCGUA